GGCUCCAGUCUCCUUUGCUCGCUGUGACAGCAAAGUAUCUCAUUGGAAACCACAAGCUGGAACUUACCAAGUGGCCUCUGACCUUUCUCUCUCUUUUUUACCACAAUUCCUCAUUUUUUGUGUUCACAUUUUCCAAGGAAGACAUUUUCACUGACAGCUUCUUGGACAGCUCUGGAACAACAUUUUUCUGAGGAGGCAAGCUCUUGGCUGUGAUAUUUCAUUGCAGUCAUGGCUCCUAAGAAGAAGAAUGUGAAAAAGAACAAAGCAGAUAUCAAUGAAACUACUAUCAUUGUGGAAGAUGGCCCCCUCAGUAAACUAAAUGGCUUGAAUGGACUCUUGGAAGGAGGAAAUGGUUUCAGCUGCAUCUCAUCUGAAGUUUCAGACCCAUCAUAUUGCCCAAAUCUCUUGGAAGGUCUAAGUAAAAUGAGACAAGAAAAUUUUCUGUGUGACUUGACUAUCAGUACCAAAACCAAAUCCUUCAGUGUUCAUAAGGUGGUGAUGGCUUCAAGCAGUGAAUACUUCCACAACAUCUUAAAGAAAGAUCCAUCCACUCAAAGAGUGGACCUCAAUGAUGUGUCCCCAUUGGGUCUAGCUACUGUUAUCACCUAUGCUUACUCUGGAAAACUUACUCUCUCACUUUAUACAAUAGGUAGUAUUAUUUCCACAGCAAUUUAUCUACAGAUUCACACCCUUGUAAAGAUGUGCUGUGAUUUUCUAGUCCAAGAAAUCAGUGUUGAGAACUGUAUGUACAUUGCUAAUAUUGCAGAAACGUAUGGACUAAAAACAACCAAGGAAGCAGCGCACAAAUUUAUUAGAGACAACUUCAUUGAAUUUUCAGAAACUGAUCAGUUCCUAAAACUUACUUUUGAUCAGAUUAAUGAACUUCUUGCAGAUGAUGACUUGCAGUUGCCUUCUGAAAUUGUUGCAUUCCAGAUUGCAAUAAAAUGGCUGGAAUUUGACCAAAAAAGAGUAAAGUUUGCUGCCAAUCUCUUAAGUAACGUCCGUUUUGGUACCAUCUCAGCCCAAGACCUUGUCAAUUAUGUACAGACUGUGCCAAGAAUGAUGCAAGAUGCAGACUGCCAUAAGCUCCUAGUGGAUGCCAUGAACUAUCACUUGCUUCCCUAUCACCAGAAUACACUUCAGUCCAGAAGAACAAGGAUCCGUGGAGGUUUCAGAGUCUUAGUUACUGUUGGGGGACGCCCUGCUCUAACAGAGAAGUCUCUCAGCAGAGACAUCUUAUACAGAGAUCCUGAAAAAGGGUGGAAGAAGCUAAGUGAAAUGCCUGCUAAAAGUUUUAAUCAGUGUGUCACAGUGAUGGAUGGAUUUCUUUAUGUGGCUGGUGGGGAAGACCAGAAUGAUGCCAGGAACCAAGCCAAGCAUGCAGUCAGCAAUUUCUGCAGAUAUGAUCCUCGUUUCAACAGCUGGAUUCACUUGGCAAACAUGAAUCAGCGGCGCACCCAUUUUAGCCUGAAUGUGUUCAAUGGUCUCCUUUUUGCCGUGGGCGGUCGCAACUCUGAGGGAUGCCUCUCCUCUGUCGAAUGCUACGUGCCCGCAACUAACCAGUGGCAGAUGAAGGCACCGCUGGAGGUGCCCAGGUGCUGCCAUGCCAGCGCCGUGGUGGAUGGUCAGAUCCUGGUCACAGGAGGCUACAUCAAUAACGCUUACUCUCGCUCAGUGUGCAUGUACGACCCCAGCAAAGACAGCUGGCAGGACAAGGCCAGCCUCAGCACCCCAAGAGGCUGGCACUGUGCAGUGUCCCUUCUGGAGAGGGUCUAUGUCAUGGGUGGGUCUCAGCUGGGGGGGCGAGCCGAGAGGGUCGAUGUUCUCCCUGUGGAGUGUUACAGUCCUUACACAGGGCAGUGGAAUUACGUGGCACCACUUCAAACCGGAGUUAGUACGGCUGGCGCCUCCACCCUUAAUGGGAAAAUUUACUUAGUGGGUGGCUGGAAUGAAAUAGAGAAAAAGUACAAGAAAUGCAUUCAGUGCUAUAACCCAGAUCUCAAUGAAUGGACAGAGGAAGAUGAGCUGCCUGAGGCCACUGUGGGUGUAUCCUGUUGUACAAUAUCCAUGCCCAACACGAAGACAAGGGAGUCCAGGGCCAGCUCAGUCUCUUCUGUCCCAGUUAGUAUUUAAAGACAGGUCUAACCAGCAAUAAGUUAAAAAUGUUUACCAGCACAGCAGUAUAAUUAACCCUUUAAGUAGAAUUUUUGUGCUUAUAUGGAAAAAAAAAAUUGGCUUUGCAAACAUUUUAACAGUGCAAACUGGCUGGUUUUCAUGAACUUUAGUACAGGUGGUGUGAAACCGCACAUUAAGGAUAAGAUCAAUUUUCUUAGCCUGAAGAGAGAGUUAACCCAUAGCUGCAGGAUUUCAUUCUCUUCUUGACUUUGACAUUGACUUACUAUGCUAUCUGUGGCAUAUCAUUUCAUUUUUUUUAUGCCUUGGUUUGCUUACCUGUAAAAUUGAGAUACACUUGCUGUAGAAGAUUGUUAUGAGGCUUUUUAAUACUAAGCUUUAAAUGCUUUCAGAACCCAAAAUGAAAGUCAAAUAUGGCUAGUAAUAAAUCUCAACAUAGAUCAGAAAUGGACAAUUCGUCAUAAAAUUGCCAUAAAAUUCAUCAGUUUUGUUAUUUUCUAAGCUUUUUUUUUUUUUGACAAACAGAAGGGAAAAAAGGCAAACCAAAAAUAUAGCAUAUAGCAUGUGCAUACUUUCCUUUUGGAGCAGCGGUAUUCACAAAAAAAUUCUCAAAGCAUUUUCUCCUUCAGAAUUUAGGAAGAGAACUUCAUCUUCUGCCAUGAAACCCUGUAAUUCUUAUAUCAAAUGCUGUGACAUGGCUUUCAAGACCUGAAUCCACAAAAUACCUUAACUCCUGUAAGCGCUUUGGGCCAGCCCCAAAAGCUACCUUGGGUGCCAGAUGGUUCUCCCAACCUCUGUUUAUACCAAGGAGCAGACCACCACCUCAUCUUCCUCCUCAUGCCAGGGAGACACCCCUGUCAUUGCAGGUGGGAGGCACAAAGGCCAGUCCAUAUGACUCUUCCUGUUCCUGCUCUUCCCAUCUGUGUAGAAAUGUAUGUCUGGGUUAUCUUCUCAUCUGAGAAGGUCCUCACCAAUGCAAGGAGCUGGGAGCUGCUGCAAGGGCAAAACAUGGAAGUUGAGUUCAUACCAGGAGACACCAGGGGCUCAUGGCAUCUGAAUAUGAAGAAGAUGCACAGAGCAAACUCUCUUAAGUAUUAUUCUGGCAAAUAACCAGUGGAGUGAGGAAUGAGGAUAUAAUAAAUACUUCAGGAUCUGCCUUAAAGAAUAGGACGUGUGGAAAACUGAAUCAUGGGAAAACUUUCCUUAAUAGGAACAAAGAGAUACCUUAACACCUUUCUUACCAGGUGUGGGCACAACACCCAAAGUAACCUUCUCCUGGACAUACCAUUAUGUAUGUCCUUCUGAAGCCUUCAUUGCAGCCCUUUUUAUGGAUAUUUUAUUCACGUUAUUCCAAAGGCUAGACUAAUGCUCUGUGUGUUGAAGUCCGUGAAUUUUUCUCAGUGAGUGGAGUCUUUACUCAACUUGGAUUACCUUCCAAGAACUUUUCUUCCUGACUUCAGCAUGAACUGGGAGAGUUAAGCAGGAAAUCUAAUCCUAUUCCCAUAGCCAAAAGCCCAUCAUGUCCCCUGAGGAUGUGAUACCAAAAGACUGCUGGCAGCACAAAAUCUCUACAUUCUUUUGUCUGGAGAGGAAAUAGGGAAUACAAGGAAUUAAAAUGAUUUAAUAUAACCAAAAGGGUAGCAAGUCACUCACCUUUUUCUAAGGUAUCCAGAGAUAGUAUCUAGAAAUUUAAAAAACAACUAUUCUGGCCUCAGACACAUGUUGGAUGAAAUUGUCAUAUGCAAGUGGCUCUUUUUUUUUUAGGAAUUCAGUCUCAAAGUGCUAUGAAUAGUCAGAUGUUGCUCCAUGCUUUCCUAUUUGUGAGCAAACACUUCCUGUACAUUGACAACCAUUUUGGUUUUGAAUAGAAAGUUAUUUGUGAAUGAUGGGCUAAGUGCAAUGAAACUAAUUUCUACUACUUAAAGGGUUAAAAACUUUGGGGGCCAAAUCCUUUUCAUCUUACUCACAAAAACGGUUCCAUUGAUUUCAGUGGACUACUGAAUAAGAUGUACAGGAUUUUGAACUCUUGGCCAAAUUCUGGCAGAACAGUAGAUAAAGAUGCUUGCUAAAACUGUCAUCCCCAGAAGGAAGACUGUCCUCUGCCUCCACUGCCCUUCACCACAACAAAUCCAUGAAGGCGUGUCCUAGGAGCCAAAUACCAAUGGCCACAUGUUCCUUCUGUAGCAUAAGUUAGGUAUGUACUUUAGGACAAAAAUCUUACACAGAUUAAGAAAUGUUAUUGUUAUCAGUAUAACAAUAACAUUUGUGGCUUUAUAUUAUUUUCUCUAAACAUCUAUUUAGGCUUCAACUGCACAUUGAGCCAGAAUUUGGCCCUUAAUAUGUGACACUAUUUGCUGGACUUAAUAUUAUGUUGAUGAUAACAUGUACUGAGCUAUUUGUGAUAUUUUUAUGUAUGAUC
Messenger RNA from Chiroxiphia lanceolata (lance-tailed manakin), 4552 nucleotides. It is a transcript of the gene KLHL31, whose product is annotated as kelch like family member 31. The transcript is spliced from 3 exons. The coding region runs from base 229 to 2133 and encodes 634 amino acids. NCBI's taxonomy places the organism in Eukaryota, Metazoa, Chordata, Aves, Passeriformes, Pipridae. The record is from RefSeq and is a predicted model, not a curated record. Gene Ontology annotation, cellular component: cytoplasm; nucleus. Gene Ontology annotation, molecular function: protein binding. Gene Ontology annotation, biological process: negative regulation of protein phosphorylation.